Trichomonas vaginalis G3 is the source of this 927-nucleotide messenger RNA. RefSeq names its product protein serine/threonine kinase protein. Gene Ontology annotation, molecular function: ATP binding; protein kinase activity. Gene Ontology annotation, biological process: protein phosphorylation. NCBI's taxonomy places the organism in Eukaryota, Parabasalia, Trichomonadida, Trichomonadidae. Bases 1 to 927 code for a protein of 308 amino acids. The record is from RefSeq and is a predicted model, not a curated record. The transcript has a single exon.
AUGGAGUACUUAAGUGACAAAAACCUUGAAGAGUAUAUUACAAAUAAGAAAGAUAUUAAUGAAGAUCAAGUUCGUGUGUGGUUUUCUGAAAUGAUCCUUACUCUUUUGUACUUAGAUUCAAGUUUCCAAGUUUGUCACAAUUAUUUGGAAGCAUCUAACUUUAGCCUUUCUAAUAAUGGACAUCUUAAGCUGUUUGACUUCGAAAACUGUCAGUUUCUCGAUACAGCGAUGAAUUCUCAAGUUAAGAAAUGCCAUCCAUUCUAUCUUUCACCGGAAGAAAUUAAAAAUGAGACAAAUCCAUUCACUUUAACAGUUUGGCGUUGUGGAAUCAUUCUAUAUCGUUUGUUAACCGGCAAUUUCCCAUUCGAAGAUGAUAGUAAAAGCGAGUUGUUUACAAAUAUCCUUUCAAUGAAGCCGAUCAUUCCCUCACAAAUUUCAAAUGAUGCGAAGUCACUAUUAAAACGCAUGUUAACCAAAGACCCAUAUGAGAGAAUUACACUUGAAGAGAUUGUAGAGCAUCCUUUCUUUUCCAAAAUCCAAGUUAACAUUCCUCAGCCAACAGAUACCCAUAUUAAGAGCGAUAUCAUCAAGCAGCUUGAGGGAUCGGGCUACAACAAAGCUACUGUUAUUGCAGAUUUGAAAGCCAAACUCUUCACAGAAAAAACAGCAGCUUAUAAUAUCUUAUUAAUUGAAGGAAUUUAUGGAGAUGAUUCGGAGAUAAGUUCGGGAAGUGAUGAUGCUCCUGUUCCAAAAUCUGCGGCUCAAUUCCAGAAGAUUACUCAGCCAAAGAAUUUGUUACUUAACAAAAUGAAGCUGAGGCCAGUAGUAUCUGGUCGUAGCAUUCCUAUUAUCCCUCAGAAGAAGUUCCGUCGUGCAAGUAGUUGCAAGACAGUCAUGGACUAUUUUUAUCAGAAAGAAAAAUUGUAA